Messenger RNA from Sorex fumeus (smoky shrew), 1041 nucleotides. It is a transcript of the gene GPR20, whose product is annotated as G protein-coupled receptor 20. The record is from RefSeq and is a predicted model, not a curated record. Gene Ontology annotation, molecular function: G protein-coupled receptor activity. The transcript has a single exon. Lineage: Eukaryota; Metazoa; Chordata; Mammalia; Eulipotyphla; Soricidae. Gene Ontology annotation, cellular component: membrane. Bases 1 to 1041 code for a protein of 346 amino acids. Gene Ontology annotation, biological process: positive regulation of Rho protein signal transduction; phospholipase C-activating G protein-coupled receptor signaling pathway.
AUGGCCCCCGCCCUGCCCACGGCCCCAGCCACCCCCAACGUCACGGCCAACGGCAGCACGUCCCUGUUCCACCUGUUCGCGCAGCUGGACGCAGAACUGCAUGCGGCCUACCCCGGCCUGUGGCUGGCGCUCAUGGCCGUGCACGGCGUCAUCUUCCUGGCGGGGCUGGUGCUCAACGGGCUGGCCCUGUACGUGUUCUGCUGCCGCACCCGGGCCCAGACGCCCUCAGUCAUCUACACCCUCAACCUGGUGGUCACCGACCUGCUGGUGGACUUCUCGCUGCCCACGCGCUUCCUGGUGUUCUACGGCGCGCCCGGCUGCCCACGCUGCGCCUUCCCGCAUGUGUUCGGCUACUUCCUCAACAUGCACUGCUCCAUCCUCUUCCUCACCUGCAUCUGUGUGGACCGCUACCUGGCCAUCGUGCGCCCCGACGGCUCGCAGCGCUGGCGCCAGCCCUCCUGUGCUCGGGCCGUGUGCGCCUGCGUGUGGCUGGCGGCGGGCACCGUGACCCUGUCAGUGCUGGGCGUGGCAGCCGGCGACAGGCUGUGCUUCCGCGUGGUGGCACUGACCGUGCUGGAGUUCCUGCUGCCACUGCUGGUGCUCAGCGCCUUCACGGGCCGCAUGGUGUGCGCGCUGUCCAGGCCCGGUCUCCUGCCCCAGGGCCGGCAGCGCCGCGUGCGGGCCAUGCAGCUACUGCUCACCGUGCUGGUCAUCUUCCUCCUGUGCUUCACGCCCUUCCACGCCCGCCAGGUGGCCGUGGUGCUGUGGCCUGACGUGCCUCGGCCGCUGAGUCUCGUGGCUUACCAUGUGGCUGUGGCCCUCAGCAGCCUCAACAGCUGCCUGGACCCCAUCGUCUACUGCUUCGUCACCAGCGGCUUCCAGGCUAUGGUGCGUGGCCUCUUGGGCCGGCCGGGUGCAGAUGGCGAGCCCAGCAGCGGGGACGUGGUGGGCCUGCACAAGACCUCCAAGGGCACCGGGGAGCAGCACAGCCCCAGCCCCCGCGCCCUCCCGACAGCCCUGGCCAACGGGCCUGAGGCUUAG